Messenger RNA from Strongylocentrotus purpuratus (purple sea urchin), 2854 nucleotides. RefSeq names its product TBCC domain-containing protein 1 (gene tbccd1). Gene Ontology annotation, cellular component: spindle pole centrosome. Gene Ontology annotation, biological process: maintenance of centrosome location; maintenance of Golgi location. Lineage: Eukaryota; Metazoa; Echinodermata; Echinoidea; Camarodonta; Strongylocentrotidae. The coding region runs from base 163 to 1821 and encodes 552 amino acids. The record is from RefSeq and is a predicted model, not a curated record. The transcript is spliced from 17 exons.
UCAAAGUUCUAUGUUCUAGUUUCUGCUCUCUUUUCAAUUCAUCUGUUGGGUUGAAGACACCGUAGCAAUAAAAUCUAGAAAAUCGGUUGAAAUUUCUCGUACAAAUCAAGAGUUGGAACUGAAAACAGAGCCCCAUAGAGAAGGGAAAAGAGCACCAUCAUCAUGGCACAUGCAUCUGCUAAUCUGUGGUUGAAGUUUGAUACCUUUAAUAUCGGCAUCCUACCUGUGGCACCUCAUCCUAAGCUCAGUCUACAUUAUCUCAAGAAGAUAGCUCUAUAUGCUAAAAACAAAGGAAAAGCUGGCUACCCAAGACUAGCCUACUCCACAUGGAAGCACAUUGCCUGCAACAAACUUGGCAUGCUAGAGGAUCUGGCAUGGAUGUACUUUGAGGGCUUUGAUAUGCUGUGUGAGUACAGCCCUGAAGAAAGGCUACAACGUAGACAAGAUGCAGUUCGCCAUGCUAAGAAUAUUGAUACGUGGAAAAAUAUUCAAAGCGUUGAUACCCUGCAGUUCCUGCUGUAUCUGUACCUCCAACAACUGCACAAGAUAUCUCUCAGAUCAUCACUUGUUUCUGGUGAAGAAUGGCCAUCUCGAGCGCGAUCCCCAUCCCCUGACAUUGAUGGCAGAACAUCACCUGGACUGGGUUCCUCAACAAAGAGUGUGGAUGAAAGCAACCAGCAGGUGUUUGUAUUGAAUCAUCUGAGUGAUAUCUUAGGACUCUUAGCUGAAGCAGACUCCUACUCAAGUACAGCUAAUGAUGUUCUUCUCUCUGUCCAAUCUGUUGAGGCGCUGGGGCUGCUCUUUGAAGGAUCUGUGAACAAAAACAAGAGUGUACAGCUCGUCCAUCAGGUUGCAUUGCACCAACAAACACAGGCCAAGAGUGGAUAUUCGAAGAUUACUCAAGCCUUUUCUUUCAAGACCUUUGAGUCUUGGUUGAGGAGUAGUCUUUGUAACAGCCCCUUUGGUGUCACAGGCUGUAUAGCAAGUGGACAUAGACUACAGUGGUCAUCAGGUGAAGAUGGUGCCAAGAGGGGUAGAGUGGCAACCAACUGCAAUAAAGCACCCAAAAGUUCCCAGUUGGUUAUUCUUUCACAAAUCUCAAAGCAGACAUUAGCGAAGAGCUCUCAAAUUCUUGUAGACUCUCGGAUCAAAAUCCAUCGCUGUCACUAUGCAUUCAUCUAUCUCUUAUCUCCAGUCAGAUCUGUGAGUAUAGAGAAGUGUCGUCACACUACCAUCAUAGUGGGUGCAGUAGAAACGGCUGUACAUCUUGUGGGAUGUGAGCAUGUCACUGUCAUAGCAGCAGCUGGCAGAUUCUCUGUCAGUGGUUCAACGUUAUGCACUCUACACAUGCUGACUCCAUCAAGACCCUUGCUUCUGGGAGGUAAUGAUAGCAUCACCCUAGCUCCCUAUCACACACACUACGCAAUGUUACAUCAGCAUAUGGCUGCAGUGGGACUAGCAGAGAAACCUAACCAUUGGAACAGCCCUAUUUGUGUUGGUCCUGAUCACACGGAAGAGCAUCCUGUCCACCGAUGUAUGUCACCAAAGGAGUUCUUCACAUUUGUCAUUCCGUUUGAUAUGGAUGGAAUUACUGCAGAGAUUCCCGGUGGGCUUCCAUCUCGUUAUGAACGUGCCUUGGUAGACAGAGAGGGUCAGAUCAACAACUGGCAACAAGCGGUCAAGGAUGCUGGACUGGACGUGGAGCAGAAGAAACAAUUCCAAAUACUAGUCGAGAACAAAUUCCAGAUAUGGUUAGCAGAAACUGGACACAAGAGGGAGCUAGAUGGAUUAGUACCCAGUGGUGGUUCUCCUGGAAAAUAGAUCACUCCAAGGUUCUUUCUCUUUUCUCUGCCCUCCAGUUUUAUUUAUUGUCGUAUCUUAUGUUAAUGUCAAGUACUUAUGAAUACCUUGAAAUCUCUACUGCAAUAUUGAGUGUGUGUUUUUAUGAACAGUACCUGUUUAAAAUUGUAAAUGUUAAAAGUGUCUUGUGUGUGUUUUUGGUGUGGUGUGGAUUUUUUUUCACCUAGUUAUAGUGGUCAGCUUGAAUAAGACUAAUAGCUUGUUUGCAAUCUCUGCUUACUUUACAUAGAAUAAAGUGUUUUUCUUCACAAGAGUAAAUAAAACUAAGAUGAGCUCUUACAUAGAUCAAGUAGGCAAAAACAUGUUACAUGCCUAUAUAUGAAGCAAAUAUUAGAAAUAUAUUAAGUAAAACAGUUGAAGGUAAAACAUUACUUGCAUGACCUUGAACAUUUUAUCAUGAUACAACUCUGCAUUUAUUCUGGCUAGACGCAACCUGAUCUCUUUUAAAUCUUGUCAGUAAUCUCUUGCGAGUUUAAUUUUUUGGGGGGCACACUUUCUAUUCUAGCCUUCUCCUUAGAAAGGAUUAUAAUGAAGAUUAUUUCAUAAACUACUGGCAAUGUAAUGUAUAAAAGGGACAUGUAGUCGAUACUAUUUCUUUGAAGUGAUAGAUUUUACUUUAAAAUCAUAUGAUCUGUUGCAACACUUGAGAAACAGCAAAUUGGUCUUUUUUAAGUUCAGUACUCCUGAUUUGAACACAAGAAAAUAAUGGAUGACAAAGCCAAUGUUUUUAAAAAUCAUUUUAUUCAAUCGUAUCCAGGUUACAAAAAUGAGCAAUAUUUAUUCCUCAAGAACAAUUGUACAUUUGACUUCAUAUCUACACAUAGAAAAAAAUGGCCAUUUGUUCAAGAAAUAAUUUCCAUGAAUAUGUAUAAAAUAAAGAUUGCCAGAAAUAUAUUAUGAAAAUUGACUACAUGUUUACUGGAAAUGUACAAUUAUUUAUAGUAUGUGACAAGUUCUUUGAGAAAUAAAAUCAGAUUUCUUUACUACUUUUAAA